AGUCGAAUAAAGAAUCCAACGGUCAUCGUAGAUCGCAUCUGAUAAACGGCUCAAAAAGCAAAAAAAAAGAAAUCUCUGUGAGAAGAAGAAAAGAUGCAACCGACAGAGGCGACGCGUCCGGCGACGGCGGAUCAGAGCCGGCGUCUGAAGGACGAGCUAUCGGAGAGUAUGAGCUUCAGCAGCCAAAUGAAGAAGGAAGACGAGGAGCUGUCGGUGAAAGCGUUGUCGGCGUUCAAGGCCAAAGAAGACGAGAUCGAGAAGAAGAAGAUGGAGAUCAGAGAGCGAGUUUUAGCUCAGCUCGGCCGUGUUGAAGACGAGACCAAACGUCUCGCUUUGAUCCGCGAGGAGCUUGAAGGAUUUGCUGAUCCCAUGAGGAAGGAAGUUACUUUGAUCCGGAAGAAGAUUGAUUCGCUUGAUAAAGAGAUAAAGCCAUUGGGGAAUACAGUUCAGAAAAAGGAAGUAGAGUACAAGGACGCACUUGAAGCAUUUAAUGAAAAGAACAAGGAGAAGGUGGAGCUGAUCACCAAGCUACAGGAGUUGGAGGGAGAAAGCGAGAAAAUGAGAUUAAAGAAGCUGGAAGAGCUAAGCAAGAACAUUGAUCAAACCAAAGGUUAGUGUUGGACGAGCAGACUCACUUGGAUUGGGCUAUAUGUGGUAAAUCAUGGUGUUUCAAAAAACAUGUAACCAGUUUACAAUGUCAAGACAUUAUCGAUGUGAUUUGCAAAUUUGUACUAAUAAAUGUAAAGAACUAUGUUUGUGUCAACUUUUAUGCAUAUGAUUAUAUCA
Messenger RNA from Brassica napus (rape), 786 nucleotides. Its product is annotated as myosin-9-like. NCBI's taxonomy places the organism in Eukaryota, Viridiplantae, Streptophyta, Magnoliopsida, Brassicales, Brassicaceae. The record is from RefSeq and is a predicted model, not a curated record. The transcript has 5 exons. Bases 94 to 615 code for a protein of 173 amino acids.